This is a messenger RNA of Talaromyces rugulosus, 1143 nucleotides long. RefSeq lists its product as uncharacterized. The transcript has a single exon. Gene Ontology annotation, biological process: carbohydrate metabolic process. Gene Ontology annotation, cellular component: extracellular region. The record is from RefSeq and is a predicted model, not a curated record. Bases 1 to 1143 code for a protein of 380 amino acids. NCBI's taxonomy places the organism in Eukaryota, Fungi, Ascomycota, Eurotiomycetes, Eurotiales, Trichocomaceae. Gene Ontology annotation, molecular function: chitinase activity.
AUGCAUUUUUCAACAACAGUCAACAUAUUCAGUCUCGUGGCUACAGCUGUCUCGGCGACCUCCCAUAUCAGUCGUUCCAACUCUUCUGCAGGAGAGGUUGCGGUUUACUGGGGCCAAAACGGCGGAAACACAGUGGAAAAUAAUGAUCUAUCCAGUUACUGUGCACCAGAUUCUGGAGUUGAUAUUAUUAUUCUGAGUUUCCUUUAUGAAUAUGGGAAUAGCAAUAGUAUACCGUCGGGUACUAUUGGUCAAUCUUGCUCUAUUUCUUUGAAAGGGGAACCCAGUAACUGCGAUGAUCUUGCAUCUGCAAUCGAAACUUGUAAAUCUCAUGGUGUUAAGAUAAUACUGUCCCUUGGUGGUGGAAGUGGUGCGUACUCACUACAGUCACAAGCUGAAGCUGAAGCAAUCGGCCAAAACCUUUGGGAUGCAUAUGGAAAUACUUCACAGGGUAAUAUCCCUCGCCCUUUCGGCAAAACAUUUGUUGAUGGUUGGGAUUUUGAUAUUGAAAAGCCCGAAGGUAGCCAGUAUUAUCAAUACCUGAUAUCGGUUUUACGUUCCAAUUUUGCUUCAGAUCCCUCCCACGUCUACUAUAUAAGUGGAGCGCCCCAGUGCCCUCUUAAUGAGCCUUAUAUGAGGCAAGCAAUCCAGGAAGCGGUUUUUGACUAUCUCUGGGUUCAGUUCUACAACAAUGAUGACUGUUCGCACCCGAAUCCCAUAAAUUAUAACGAUUGGGUAGAUCUGAUUACAACUGGCUCCUCAGCUGCCGCCAAGGUCUUCAUUGGUGUGCCGGCAUCCACAAAGGGAGCAAAUGGUAAAAUAAGCGGAGAAAAAUACUACAUGAGUCCAAGUGAUUUGGCCAUUACAGUCACAAAGUACACCAUGAAUUCGCAUUGGGGAGGUAUUAUGCUCUGGGAUGCUGGAUUUUCAGACGCAAAUGUCAUUGGUGGAUGCACCUAUGCACAACAAAGUAAAAAUAUCCUCAAUAAAGGCUCACCCUGCUCAGGAUCAGGUACAGGAACAACAGUAACUAACGCACCGAGCCGAACUUCUUCGCUUAAUUCAACAUCAUUUGUGACGGGUCCUUUCAUAUCACAAUGGGGUCAGGUUAGUGUGCUAUUCUCUCAGGUUCCCACCAAUAGCUGA